Nelumbo nucifera (sacred lotus) is the source of this 2613-nucleotide messenger RNA. Lineage: Eukaryota; Viridiplantae; Streptophyta; Magnoliopsida; Proteales; Nelumbonaceae. The record is from RefSeq and is a predicted model, not a curated record.
GCAGAGUUGGCCGAAAUCCCUGCCUGCAGCUGCAGUGCUGCAAUACGCUUUGCAGAGAAAUGGCUAUCCUACUCUCCACUGCCUCAUAUCUCUCGACAACAACCACUACCCUGAGGUUUAAGCUCCCCAAUAAUGGCGGCGAUGGGAGAGGAGGAGACCCAUCAACAAGUUGUUUAUUUACUGGCGUGAGGAGGAAGGAGAGCAACAACGGAAGGUCUUCUUGGCAGCUAUACUGUUCGUUGAAGGGAGAAAAACGCACUUCAACAACACAGACCCAGCUCGUGAAAGGUUCGGGAAAAGGCCCUCGUUACCCAAUCCUGAGUGAAGGGCGAGAUGAAGAUGAGAGCCUUGGCCAUGUCUGUCCUGGCUGUGGGGUUUUUAUGCAAGAUAAAGACCCAAAUCUCCCCGGUUUCUACCAGAAAAGGAGGGCCCCUCAGAAAGAAACAGCUGAAGACGAGGACGAGGAGGCUUUUUCGGAUCAAUUCGAUGAUGAAUUGGAAGAAUUUGAUGAAGGGGAGGACGAGGAAGAGUUAUCAGAAGGGUUCCAGAGUAAACUUGAAAGAAGCGAUGAAGAAGGAGAUGAAUUGGAGAAGGAUGAUGGGAUUGAUUGGAGCUCUGACGAUUGGGAAUUUGAAAUUGAAGAUGAAGACGAGAAGCGGAAGAAGGAGUUGGACGGGUUUGCGCCUGCUGGAGUUGGGUAUGGCAACAUUACUGAAGAGACGUCGAGGAAGGUAAAAAAGCAGAAGGUUUCAAAAGCUGAGAAGAAGCGGAAGGCUAGAGAAGCUCUCAGAAACGAAGAAGUAGUGGCUACUGUUUGUGCUCGGUGCCAUUCGUUAAGAAAUUAUGGGCAGGUGAAGAACCAGAAAGCAGAGAACUUGAUACCCGAUUUCGACUUUGAUCGAUUGAUAACCACUCGGUUGAUGAAACCCUCCAGUGCCUCCGAUGCUAUAGUUGUAGUUAUGGUGGUUGAUUGCGUUGAUUUUGAUGGUUCGUUCCCCAAACGGGCAGCAAAAUCAUUGUUCAAGGCAUUGGAAGGAAGCAAGAAGGACCCAAAGCUCGGCAAGAACUUACCGAAGCUAGUCCUGGUCGCAACAAAGGUCGAUCUUCUUCCGUCUCAGGUUUCACCGUCAAGAUUAGAUAGGUGGGUUCGAAAUCGUGCUAAGGCUGGAGGGGCACCCAAAUUAAGUGGUGUUUAUCUGGUUAGUGCACGUAAGGAUCUUGGUGUUAGGAAUUUGUUGUCAUUCAUCAAAGAGUUGGCAGGCCCUCGAGGGAAUGUAUGGGUGAUUGGGGCUCAGAAUGCAGGUAAAUCUACUCUUAUUAAUGCAUUUUCCAAGAAAGAAGGUGCAAAGGUUACAAAGCUAACUGAAGCUGCGGUUCCUGGCACAACGCUUGGGAUCAUAAGAAUUCGAGGGAUUUUACCUGCCAAAGCAAAGAUGUAUGACACUCCUGGCCUCCUGCAUCCAUAUUUGAUGUCGAUGAGAUUGAACAGGGAGGAGCAGAAGAUGGUUGAGGUCCGGAAGGAGCUGCAGCCUCGAACUUACAGGAUAAAGGCAGGGCAGGCAGUCCAUGUUGGUGGUUUAAUGCGGCUGGACUUGAAUCAAGCUUCGGUACAAACCAUUUAUGUAACAAUAUGGGCAUCGCCAAAUGUUUCCCUUCACUUGGGAAAAAUAGAAAAUGCAGAUGAAAUCUGGAGAAAGCAUGUGGGCACCAGGUUACAGCCUCCCGGCAGUGUAGAUCGGGUACCUGAACUUGGGAAAUGGGAGCAGAGAGAAAUUAAGGUAUCUGGCAACAGCUGGGAUGUGAACAGUAUUGAUGUUGCAGCUGCUGGGCUUGGUUGGUUUUCUUUAGGACUCAAAGGGGAGGCAACCUUGACAAUAGGGACAUAUGAUGGCAUUGAGAUGACAGUGCGUGAGCCAUUGGUUCUUGAUCGGGCACCAUUCCUUGAGAGAUCUGGCUUCCUACUACCCAAGGCAAUAUCCGAUGCUAUUGGCAACCAAACUAAGCUUGAAGCAGAAGCGAGGAAGAAGCUUGAAGAAGAGAGUGUUGAGGUUUAAUCACUUUAAAAGAUUAGAACUUCUCUUUCAGAAAUUAUCGUCUGAACUAUGAAGGUAGAAGGAAAAAGAUGCCCAACCCCAUGCACCCAUGUCAGCAACCAAGACAGGGAGUUAGAAAAAUGUGAAGAAGCUUCAAGAUGAGAGAAUGGAGUCUAUUCUGGAAGCAAUCAUUUGGAGAAACAAUGCUGCUCAGUUUUUCUGCACUGUGUUCAGAAUUCAAAUUCUGGCCACGUUAAUGAAACACCAUGUUAAAUGUUCCUCACCGGGUUUUCUGUGUAUAGUGAAGGGAGCUAUUACCCAAUUCUCGUGUUAGUACCAUGUCAAGAGGGGCAUCAACAUUACCAUAAAAAGUAACUCAGAUCCUGAUUACACCCCAAACAUGUGUAUGAAUUAGGUUUUGACUGGCUAGAGGGACCAUCAUCAACUCAUACUUUUGAUAAUUGAUGGUAAAACCUGGUUCAAAUCUCUUGUUCUUCCAAUUUACUUUCAUGAGUCAAUUUGAAAUGUUCGACAAUUUGAUUUUAUUCUUUUGAUAUUAAACAAUUUGGCAUUCCAAUCA